Camelus dromedarius (Arabian camel) is the source of this 2686-nucleotide messenger RNA. RefSeq names its product Pim-1 proto-oncogene, serine/threonine kinase (gene PIM1). The transcript is spliced from 6 exons. Gene Ontology annotation, molecular function: ATP binding; protein serine/threonine kinase activity. The record is from RefSeq and is a predicted model, not a curated record. Gene Ontology annotation, biological process: protein autophosphorylation; negative regulation of apoptotic process. Lineage: Eukaryota; Metazoa; Chordata; Mammalia; Artiodactyla; Camelidae. The coding region runs from base 413 to 1354 and encodes 313 amino acids. Gene Ontology annotation, cellular component: cytoplasm.
GGCGGCUGGGCGAGCCGGGCGUCUGCUGCAGCGGCCGCGGCGGCGGAGGAGGCCUGAGAAGACUUGGCGGCAGCGGCGGCGGCGGUGGCGGUACCGGCAGCAGCAGCAGCAGCUACAAGCUCCCUGUGUCGCGGCGCUGCCGUACGAACCCCACGGGCCCCACGAGACGCCCACCCCGCCGCCCUUGGCGCUGCCUGACCCCGCCGGCGUGUCCACCAGCCGCCAACCCCGGCAGCGACCCCAGUCGUCCUCCGACUCGCCCUCGGCCUUCCGCGCCAGCCGCAGCCGCAGCCGCAACGCCACCCGCAGCCUCAGCCCCAGCCGUAGGCACAGCCACCCGCGCAACCUCAGCCCCAGGUCCUAUUGCAGCUCUUCCAGACUCAGUCCCUACGCCGACACCCUGGAAGUUGGGAUGCUCUUGUCCAAAAUCAACUCGCUAGCCCACCUGCGCGCCGCGCCCUGCAACGACCUGCACGCCACCAAGCUGGCGCCCGGUAAGGAGAAGGAACCCCUUGAGUCGCAGUACCAGGUGGGCCCGCUACUGGGCAGCGGCGGUUUCGGCUCGGUCUACUCAGGCAUCCGUGUCGCCGACAACUUGCCGGUGGCCAUCAAGCACGUGGAGAAGGAUCGGAUUUCCGACUGGGGAGAACUGCCCAAUGGCACCCGAGUGCCCAUGGAAGUGGUUCUGCUGAAGAAGGUGAGCUCGGGCUUCUCCGGCGUCAUUAGGCUCCUGGACUGGUUCGAGAGGCCCGACAGUUUCGUCCUGAUCCUGGAGAGACCAGAGCCGGUGCAAGACCUCUUCGACUUUAUCACGGAAAGGGGGGCCCUGCAGGAGGAGCUGGCCCGCAGCUUCUUCUGGCAGGUGCUGGAGGCCGUGCGGCACUGCCACAACUGCGGGGUGCUCCACCGCGACAUCAAGGACGAGAACAUCCUCAUCGACCUCAAUCGCGGCGAGCUCAAGCUCAUUGACUUCGGCUCGGGGGCGCUGCUCAAGGACACAGUGUACACGGACUUCGAUGGAACCCGAGUGUAUAGUCCUCCAGAGUGGAUCCGCUACCAUCGCUACCAUGGCAGGUCGGCAGCUGUCUGGUCUCUGGGGAUCCUGCUGUACGAUAUGGUCUGUGGAGAUAUUCCUUUUGAGCACGAUGAGGAGAUCAUCAGGGGCCAAGUUUUCUUCAGGCAGAGGGUCUCUUCAGAGUGUCAGCAUCUCAUUAGAUGGUGCUUGGCCCUGAGACCUUCAGAUCGGCCAUCCUUCGAAGAAAUCCAGAACCAUCCAUGGAUGCAAGAUGUCCUCCUGCCCCAGGAAACUGCUGAGAUCCAUCUCCACAGCCUGUCGCCAGGGCCCAGCAAAUAGCUUUUCCAGCAGGUUCUCCCCUCUCUAUCAGAUGCUUAAGGGAGGGGAAGUGUCUGUUUCCAGCUUCCCAAAUACCAGUGACAGUUCUCUCCAAGCAGGACAGUGCUUGAUACAGGAACAACAUUUACAACUCAUUCCAGACCCCAGGCCCCUGGAGGCUGCCUCCCAGUGGGAGGAAGAGACUCUACUCCAGGCAUCCUAGGCCUCAACUCCUCCCAUAGAUGCUCUCCUCGUAGGUGUCUGGCAUUGCUGGACUCUGUAAUUCCCUGGGGUGGGGGGUGGGGUGGGAGUGGGUCAGAAUCCUGCCAUGGAACUGUUCCCUUCAUCAAGAGUUCUGCUGAAUGCCGCGAUGGGUUGGGCAGGGGGAAGAUGGAUUGGGGUGGGAUAGGACUAGCACCAUAUUAAGUCCCUGUCACCUCUUCCUACUCUUCUGAGUGCCUUCUGUGGGGACUCCGGCUGUGCUGGGAGAAAUACUUGAACUUGCCUCUUUUACCUGCUGCUUCUCCAAAAAUCUGCCUGGGUUUGGUUCCCCCUUUCUUCCCCAUCCUCCCCCAAAUCCUUCAUAUGAAAGGUGCCAUGGAAGAGGCUACAGGGCCAAAUGCUGAGCCACCUGCCCUUUUUCCACUUCCUUUAGUAAAACUCCCAAGUGAACUGGUCUUCCUUUUUGGUUUUUACUGUUUCUAAGCCAAGACCUCACACACACACACAGAAAUGCACAAACAAUGCAAACCAACAGAAAAACUGUAAAUGUGUGUACAGUUGGCAUGAUAGUGUACAAAAGGAUUGUAGUUGAUCUAAUUCUUUUUUAAUUUUGCCUUUAAGUUAUUUUACCUGUUUUUUUUCUCUUUUUUGGGGGAAAGAUGUGCAUUCUAACCUGGAGGUCAACCUUAUGUAUUUAUUUAUUUAUUUAUUUGGUUCCCUUCCUGCUCGAAGCUUCCACGGCUGCUGCCAUAGUUUUCUUUUCUCCUUUCCUCCUCUGACUUGGGGACCUUUGGGGAGGGCUGCAACGCCUGCUCGUUUGUAGGGUGAUGGGACUCAGGCAGGACAGCUGCUGCAGCUCCCUGACUGCUGUGGGCCCCCUCGCCCCUGCUGAUUACCCAAGUGGGUAUGGGUUCCAUGGGUGAUGGGGGAGGGGCGUUGCUGGCUUGUGUAUAUAGGAUAGAUAUAUGAAAAGCAGUUCUGGAUGGUGUGCCUUCCGGAUCCUCUCUGGGGCUGUGUUUUGAGCAGCAUGUAGCCUGCUGGUUUUAUCUGAGUGAAAUACUGUACAGGGGAAUAAAAGAGAUAUUUUUUUUUUUAUACUUGGCGUUUUUUGAAUAAAAACCUUUUGUCUUA